AUAACUACAACUCCCAGACGGCACCUGUGAGUGGUUACCGUUCAUGGCGUCUGGUGGAGGGCUAAAGACAGGUCGCCUUCUGACAAACAGAUAGGCCGGUGAAUUUAACGGUUUUGUUUUGGUCGUCACCGUGUGGCACUAUGGAGGUGGAGAGUGUCACAGUGGAGGAUGAGGGGCGUUUGACCCAGCUGAGGUUUGAAGCCGCCGUGAAAGUGAUCAAGAGUUUACCACCGGAUGGUCCAUUUCAGCCCUCCAAUGACAUGAUGCUCAAGUUCUACAGUUAUUACAAACAAGCCACUGUGGGAGCAUGCAACAUACCCCGACCUGGCUUCUGGGAUGCAGUCGGCAAAGCUAAAUGGGAUGCGUGGGAUUCUCUUGGAAAUAUGUCAAAAGAAGAAGCAAUGGCAGCCUAUGUUGAGGAAAUGAAACUGAUCUUGGAGGGCAUGCCCAUGACAGAUGAGGUGGAGGAACUCUUGCGCGUCCUCGGCCCGUUCUACGAGAUGAUAGAAGAGAGGAAAAAGAUCACGCAGAUAUCAGACCUGAGCACAGGUAUUGGUACAAUGAUGAAUUCAAUGGCGUCGAAGAGUGUCGCAAAGAGCAUCGUCAGAAGCAUGGAAAUGAAUGGCACUCUGGAGACUCGGCCUGCCAGGCUCAAAUCGAAGGAAGUGAAGGAAAGGUUGGAGGAUGAAGCACAGGAGGAAGAUGAGGAUGAGGAAGAUGACGAGGAGGAAGAAGAAGAAGAGGAAGAAGUUGCGAUAAGGGAGAACAGAAAAGACAAGAAAUCAGCAGCUUCACAGCCAAAGAAGAAAGGUUCAGCCAGGAGACACAAAGUGCCCCUGUCAAACGGUAAAGUGGCUAACGGGGUCAUCCAUCUCACCAAUGGGAGUCAUUCCAGGGUUGCGCUGAACAGCAACAACUCCCAGGAGGGUUCAGUCGGCGAGCCUCUGCUCAACGGUCACCACGCAGAUCCCAGUGCUCAUGUGUCCGGUCCCAAUCACCUGGCCAGCGACUCCGACAGCGAAGUCUACUGCGACUCUGUGGACCAGUUUGGCCAGGAUGAGAGCCCAGAGCACAACCACUCUCUGGAUGACCUGGAUGAAGAGGAGAACCACGUGCUGGAGCCUCCGGAGGCGGCACAGGAGAUCCAGGAGGAUGUUGAAGGUCCGCCAAAGGUCAUGAGGUGUGGAGGAGAAGAUGGAGAGACCGGUGGGACAAUGUCGCAGAGACGGAGACUGAAUGCAGACAUGCCAGACAGCUCCUUGGUCAGAAGAGGACAGGGUUCCAGGUCUGCAGGCCGCGGCUCUGGGGCUCUGGUGCCCAUGCACAGUGGCGGAGACGGGGACGGGGGUCACAGGGGAGGAGCGGUGACGCCCGGAGGGAGCCUGAACGAGCAGAUAGUCGUGGCGUUGGCCAGACUGCAGGAGGACAUGCAGAGCGUCCUCCAGAGGCUGCACACCCUGGAGGCUCUAACUGCCAGUCAGGCAAGAUCAGUGGCGCUGUCUCCCACUUAUGCAUCACCCCCAGUGAAUAAGAGGAGUCAGAAGCCAUCCUGGUGGCCUUUUGACAUAUCUCCAACCAGUUUGGCCUUCGCUGUGAUAUGGCCAUUUGUGGUACAGUGGCUUAUCCGCCUGUUCCUGCAGAGGAGGAGAAGACGAAUCAACUGAAGCUGCUUACAUCACAAACUCCCCUGGGCGUAGAAGAAAACGAGUCCUCUAAAUGUCUGUGGUUGGGCUGCUAAUGGCUGUAACUCCCUCCCCUGCUUAGACCCACAGCCCAGUAAUUUGCUUUUGCACUAUGAAGACGGCAUCUAGAGCUAACGCGUGAGAGGAAGAGAUCUCUCCGGAGUGUUGCACUGUGGAUGUGGAAUCAAAAAGAAACAUGAAUGUAUGAGAGCCUGUGAUUAUACAACCUUUUUCAAGAUGAUGCCACUGUACUGGAAUCUUUUUUUUUUCUUUUCGUUUUUUCUCUGUAAAGAAACGGUUUGUGUUGAGAGGGAUUUUGUCAGCGUGUUUAUAGACCUUCCACAGCUUCUCAAUUAUUUCCAUAUCUAAGGCUUUGUUGCACAGAAAAUGGGCCUGAUACUCUGUUGUUUUGAGCAUAACAUGGUUAUAAAUUUUGACGAUUCACUUUCAUUAGUUGCCCAGGCAAUGCUGCUAUUACAAAAUGUUGUAUUAACUGUAGUUUAGAAUGGAGGAUUGAAUGUAAUAAUAUAUUGAUUUGUGAGAUUCUCUUUAAUUGUGAGAAUAAGUAAAAUAUUUAUUGCUUUUUAGCGACAAAAAGAAAGAUGGCGUUGCUGGCCAGAUUUCAGCUAUGUUUAUGUUUUCACGUGACUGAUUAAAUGUUAAAGGUCAUAGGUUAAGACAAGGUUCAGGACGUGUUCUCAUCACCUGUCCUAUAGCAUAUCAGUCCUGUGCUUUCACAUCAAGGUGAUCUGAUCGUUUCCAAAUAGAAAAAGUGCCUCAACAUCAAUAGGUACAUUCAUAGGUGGCAUUAUUAUUUCAUACAUUCACAUAAUGUAGCAUUGAUUGUCAUAGUACUGGACCAAAUUAACAUUAAUCACACCACCUAGUGAGCCAAGAGGUGGUGAGAACCUCCAUCCGACAGCAUCAUUUCCCACUCUGCUAACCGAUUAGUAAUACAUAACACUCGUCACUGUCUGUGUUGUUUACGCUGCCAUGUUUUCUCUGUUGUAUAAUUUAAAAUGUGUGGUGUAAUACGUUUGUAUGAAUAUUGUGGAACGAUUUUUUUGUCUCGAGUGUAAUCGUGAGUAGUUUGCAAAGCAGUGAGAUCUAUACACAUUGUAUACAAUAGCUGUACAGUUCAGAGAGAUUGAAAUGCAAUAUUUUAAUUGCGUUCCCAUGUAUUGUUAAUAUAGAAGAAUAUAUCAUUAUAAUAAGGUUUGCAUCUGCAAUAGCACCAAUCUUUCCAGAGCCAUUAUGUUUUAAUAAAAGUAAUAGUUUACCUUUUUACUGAAAUGUACUAAGGCUUUCUCGCCCUCUCUGCCUGUGGAUAGAGUGGUGUCUGCAUGUGAUAAUCCAAGCCUAAAAUAAAGUUUUCAUAAAGCCUU
Molecule: messenger RNA, 3067 nt
Organism: Seriola aureovittata
Lineage: Eukaryota; Metazoa; Chordata; Actinopteri; Carangiformes; Carangidae
Gene: acbd5a
Product: acyl-CoA binding domain containing 5a
Exons: 13
Coding region: 141-1664 (507 amino acids)
Biological process (GO): fatty acid metabolic process; autophagy of peroxisome
Cellular component (GO): peroxisome
Molecular function (GO): fatty-acyl-CoA binding
Source: RefSeq, a predicted model, not a curated record